Amphimedon queenslandica is the source of this 2631-nucleotide messenger RNA. RefSeq lists its product as uncharacterized. Bases 93 to 2492 code for a protein of 799 amino acids. Lineage: Eukaryota; Metazoa; Porifera; Demospongiae; Haplosclerida; Niphatidae. The transcript has 20 exons. The record is from RefSeq and is a predicted model, not a curated record.
UGAGGCUCAAGUUAAACUUGCUUUAGCAGUCAUUUGUGAAGAUCCUUUCAUCCUAUCUUGUCACAGAGAGACACUAUAAGUAUCAGAGGGUCAUGUUGCUGACUGGUAGAGGGUGUAGCGUCCUUAAUGGCCUUAGUAGGUGGAGGUGUGAGGAAGAGGGGACAAGGCCAGGAGAGGGUUUCACUCUUUCUAGAACGACUACUGAGUCAUUUUAUCAUACAAUGUCUCUCAAACUCCUCAUGUCCACUGAUCAGUUGCUCAAAGAAGUGUUUGCUGACUAUCUCAAGCUACCUAUAUUUCCAGUGAAUUUAGAGUAUCACAUGUCCCAUGGCAAUACUGGAAGACUAGUUGAUCCGUCAAAGGCAAAUCUCGACGUUUGGUCGUCAUCUAUUGUUCAGCAUAACUUGUUUGAGUGGGUGGAGUCUCACCGACUGCCAUAUUUCAUAAAAUCUGAAAAGUAUGCCGAGUUGAACUUUUGCCGUCAGUUAAUGAAGAGGCGGAGCAUCACUAUUAGUUAUUCUCAGUUUAAGUGUUUUCGGUCAAAAUUAUUUAAUACCAAAGGAGGACUCCAUCUUGAGUUGUGGCUGAAGCUCUCUCAGCUUUUUCCUCCAUGUUUCUCCGACGGGACUAUUGUUGAUCACUUUGAUUUCAAGAAACUGAGUAUCACUUUGCGCCAGUAUAGCUCUGUAAUGACUGAACUUAAAAUGCCAUUGUUUCCCAUGUAUUGUGGUCCUUUAUCAAAGAUCAAAUGGGUCGAGUAUGUUCUCUCUCAGCUGUUACAAAGACUAGCUGAUUACUGGUGGCUACGCUCAGCAUCCUAUCUCUGCCCUAGCAAUCAUUGUACACAUGAAAGGUCUCUGAAUGCUAGCGAUGUUGAUUUUGUUGGCCUGACUCUGUUACUUGAAAAUAAAGUUGGUUACCCAUUCUUGGACCACCUUCACAGAGAAGCAGCUGAUACUGAAGUGAUCCAGUAUCACGUGUGGGAAGACAUUGGUCACGUAUUAGAACAAGAGACACACUUUGAACUGAAGAAGAGGUCCAUCAGCGCAUGCCUGGGGAAGUAUAGUAGUGAGGUUGUUAAGAAGUUAGGACUCUCAAGUCUCCUUGAGCUAAAACCUGAUGAUGAUAUCAACAAAUCACUGACUGAUAUCAGAGAUAAAAUGAUGUUCAGUUUAAGGAGAAAGUGGACAACGUACAUGCAUAAUGACUAUGAGUCUUACUGCAGGUGCUUCCCUCCUCGUGUCCAAUGGAAGCUGUUACCUCAGUCAAUGUUCCCUUCACCUGACCCUCUCCUUGAUAAUGAUGAUAAUGAGCCCAACUCAUCAUCUCCUUGUCACAAUAAGAAGCAGUUUGUAUCAAGGAAUAUCUCAAGGGGCAGGAGGUUCAUUUGUAGGCCGGAGGUGACUCUCAGUAUGUCUGAUCUUGGUGGAACUCCAUUGGGUGCCUUCCCUACUCCUCAGGCAGUUGAGGAUUUUAAGUCUUACCUUGAAGAUAGCUAUGGAGCUGGUUCUCAAGAGAUUGUCUCGUUUGAGGUUUGGCUGGCUAUUCUGCUUCAUCAGAAGGUACCCAAAGGAUGCAAGAACUAUCACGCAAAGAAGAUCUAUCGCGAUUUCUUAUCUCCUCAUUCUAAAGUGCCACUAACUCUCCCAAAGACUUUAAAGAAACCUCUCCCAAGGCGACCACCAUCACCCGUUUUACGUGAACUGCAGUCGAGCAGUUUUGAGAGUUUUUCCGAUGAUCUUGUUGACUUCCUAAGAAUACUCAAUAGCUCUGUCCAGUCUAGUCGACCUACUCCAGACAUGAUACUGAUGCAUUCUUUUCUUGAAGAGGAUUGCAUGUCAUUUAAGGAGCUCAAUCACGUUGAGAAGAAGCUUUAUCAUUUCCUUGAGAACAACAUUAAGGAGAAGACAAAGAAACUGAAAGCAUUUGAACGUUUUCUUCUUGAAAGAGGACCGAUGGAUUGCCCAGCCCUUUUAUUCAAUAGUGCUCAAUAUUGGAUGGAAAUCCACAUUUUUCAAAGUGUAGUCAGUGGAUCUGAUCUGUAUUUUUUGUCAAAGAAGUUUGUUGCUCUUGCUAAUCGUUUUCUUGAUACCUCUUCACCACCUUGGGUCAAGAUUGCUAUCAGUAAUGAUUUAGCUACCACACUGACUGAUGCUGCUUUGUCUUUUGCCGAAUCUCCAAACGAGGAAAAGUUUGAAGCCCUUAAAGAACUUGUCUCAAGAUCCAAAGCAACCGUCUUUUCUCAUCUUGUCCAGUUUUGGGUUGAAUUCAAUGAAUUUUACAAAAGUCUACCAAGCAGUCCAUCACAUAGCUUUUUAUCUACAACUUGCUCUAUAAAAGCUAGGAACUCCUCCUCAUCUUCUAAUGAUGUCCUUCAUCCUCCAACGCCGCCAGACAAUAAAACCCCUGCUGUUUUAUCUUAUUCGAGGCAGGACGGGCUACAAUGGAUCACUUUAGCUGCUCAAAUAGCAGCAGCUGAGACUCAAGCAUGACACAGUGGUACAUAUGCAUACAUAUAUAGUAAGCAUUCUCUGUUCUCUUUUUAUCCUGUUUCAUAGUUCAUACCCUCUUGGGCUUUGUUUUAUCAAUUAAUCAUUAUUAAUUUAUUCCUAACCAAGGGAAACACUCUGU